CGCUAUAAAUAGGCCCCUCAGCUUCCUGCAACAUUCAUCAAGCCAAGCUUAGUGAGCAAGCAGAAAACAAAUCAGUGUUCUGCUCAUCUGCUGAGAGCAUACCCAGCCACAAUGGCGGGGAACAUGCUAGCCAACUAUGUCCAAGUCUACGUCAUGCUCCCGCUGGAUGUCAUCACCGUCGACAACACGUUCGAGAGGGCCGAUGAGACGAGGGCACAGUUGAAGAAGCUGACGGAGGCCGGAGUCGACGGCGUCAUGAUCGAUGUCUGGUGGGGGUUGGUGGAGGGGAAGGGCCCCAUGGACUACGACUGGACUGCCUACAAGCAGGUGUUCAAGCUGGUGCAGGAGGCCGGGCUGAAGCUGCAGGCCAUCAUGUCGUGCCACCAGUGCGGCGGUAACAUCGGCGAUGUCGUGAACAUCCCGAUCCCACAGUGGGUCCGGGACGUCGGCGAGGCCAACCCCGACAUCUUCUACACCAACAGGAGAGGGAUGAGGAACAUCGAGUACCUCACCCUGGGAGUGGACGACCAGCCUCUCUUCCAGGGAAGGACUGCCAUUCAGAUGUAUGCUGACUACAUGAAGAGCUUCAGGGAGAACAUGGCAGAGUUCUUGGAUGCUGGUGUCAUUGUGGACAUUGAGGUGGGACUUGGACCUGCUGGAGAGAUGAGGUACCCCUCGUAUCCCCAGAGUCAGGGAUGGGUGUUCCCAGGCAUUGGAGAAUUCAUAUGCUACGAUAAGUACCUGGAAGCAGACUUCAAAUCAGCAGCAGCAGAGGCUGGGCAUCCUCAGUGGGAAUUGCCUGAUGACGCUGGGGAGUACAAUGACACUCCUGAGAAGACCAAGUUCUUCGCAGACAACGGAACAUACCAGACCGAGAAGGGGAAGUUCUUCCUAACAUGGUAUUCCAACAAACUGAUCAAACAUGGAGAUAGGAUCUUGGAUGAAGCAAACAAGGUCUUUUUGGGAUGCAGAGUGCAGCUGGCAAUCAAAAUCUCUGGCAUACACUGGUGGUAUAGGGUUCCAAACCAUGCAGCUGAGCUCACUGCCGGAUACUACAACUUAGAUGACAGAGAUGGCUACAGAACCAUAGCGCGGAUGCUCACAAGACACCAUGCUAGCAUGAACUUCACUUGUGCAGAGAUGAGGGACAGCGAGCAGAGUCCAGAGGCAAAGAGCGCACCUGAGGAACUGGUUCAACAGGUGCUGAGUGCUGGGUGGAGAGAGGGCCUACAUGUAGCGUGCGAAAAUGCACUCGGUCGAUAUGAUGCAACAGGUUACGACACAAUCCUCAGGAAUGCAAGACCGCAAGGGAUUAACAAGAACGGCCCUCCUGAGCACAAGCUGUAUGGGUUCACCUACCUCCGAGUAUCAGAUGAGCUGCUGGAGGGACAGAACUACGCCACUUUCAAAACUUUUGUCAGGAGAAUGCAUGCUAACCUGGAUUAUAACUCAAAUGUUGAUCCAGUUGCACCUUUGCAAAGAUCAAAGCCAGAGAUACCAAUAGAAGAUAUGCUAGAAGUAGCACAGCCAAAAUUGGAGCCGUUCCCCUUUGACAAGAACACGGACCUACCAGUUUAAAUAUCCCAAUGUCUACAAGAAAGGCCAAGAAGCACUUUGAGAAUCGAGAUAAACACGAAAUAAGCCUAUUAUGGAAUAAUAGGUCAGAGACUAAAUAAACUGCUACUCAGCGGAUUAUAAUCAUAUAUUGUGCCAAUAAUCCUGUGUUGUUUAUCCUGAGGUUUGAUGCUUGUCUAAUAAGCUGUAAUAUGCCGGACCUUGGCCUUCACGCUGUUAUAUGUAUUUGAGCUAAUAAAUAAAAAAGUUGCUAUGUGGCUUGUUUAUUGUGUCAA
Molecule: messenger RNA, 1850 nt
Organism: Phragmites australis (common reed)
Lineage: Eukaryota; Viridiplantae; Streptophyta; Magnoliopsida; Poales; Poaceae
Product: beta-amylase
Exons: 7
Coding region: 112-1578 (488 amino acids)
Biological process (GO): polysaccharide catabolic process
Molecular function (GO): beta-amylase activity
Source: RefSeq, a predicted model, not a curated record